CAAAUCUACAAAAAACUUCAUAUCAAACUCAAAAUGUCACUACACACCGAAUGUCUCUUCUGCUGGACCGUCUGCGCAUAUCGCAAGCCAGACAUGAGCGAGGAAGACUACCACAAAUAUAUGAGCGAAGUCCACGCACCACUCGUGCGAAACCUGAUGGUAAAAUAUGGGAUCGUGAGCUGGGAGAUGACCCACAACACAUCCGAGACUCGUCUCCUCAUGUCCAAAAUUGCUGGUCCUCAGUUCAACGGCAUCGCAGAUUAUGACUGCAUCGUGCAAGCUACUUUCCGCGAUAUCGAGGAUUUUGUGCGCAUGAAAGCGGAUCCGUUUUUCAGGGAGAAGGUGGCGCCUGAUCAUGAGAAUUUUGCAGAUACGAAGAGGUCUAAAAUGACUGUGGGCUGGAUCGAGCAUCAUAUUAUGGAGAACAAGUUGGUUGUUUAAAGGAGAGCGGUUAAGGACUUAAAAGGGAAAACUGUCUUAUUUUUCUUUCUUAUGUACUCGAAAAUUUGCCAUCAAUUGAAAACGCAAUUAAAAGGAUCAUGC
Messenger RNA from Hyaloscypha bicolor E, 543 nucleotides. RefSeq lists its product as uncharacterized. The transcript has 3 exons. NCBI's taxonomy places the organism in Eukaryota, Fungi, Ascomycota, Leotiomycetes, Helotiales, Hyaloscyphaceae. The coding region runs from base 34 to 441 and encodes 135 amino acids. The record is from RefSeq and is a predicted model, not a curated record. Gene Ontology annotation, molecular function: oxidoreductase activity.